Messenger RNA from Megalops cyprinoides (Indo-Pacific tarpon), 872 nucleotides. It is a transcript of the gene armc1l, whose product is annotated as armadillo repeat containing 1, like. The record is from RefSeq and is a predicted model, not a curated record. The transcript has 7 exons. Gene Ontology annotation, molecular function: protein binding; metal ion binding. The coding region runs from base 54 to 872 and encodes 272 amino acids. Lineage: Eukaryota; Metazoa; Chordata; Actinopteri; Elopiformes; Megalopidae.
AUUUGGACGGGAGAGGGCUUGCACUGGUGUAAAGUUUCACCAGAAAACUAAGGAUGAUGGACGCACUAGCUGUCGUGACCCAGCUGAGGGACUUGGCCUCGGAACCGCAGAAUCGAGAGGCCAUUGUCCAGGACCAAGGAUGCCUGCCUGGGUUGGUGCUGUUUUUAGAUCAUCAGGAUUCCCAAGUGCAGUACUCCACUUUACAGACUCUACGUUACCUCGCAGAAUCACCCUUGAACAUAAACACAAUGAAAAACGAGCUGGGGAUGAUGGUGAGCUUGGAACGCCUAAUUGAGAGGAGUGGGGCCAAGGAUGACGUUGGCAUCUUAGCCAAAGAAGUGUACGACAUUCUGAACAUGCCAGUGAUCGCUGAAGCUGCCAAAACUCCAGAAAGAUCUAGAAGAAAAGUGAAAUCACAGUUCUUCAUCAACAGCUCCAACAAGAAGGCCAAAUCUGUGACUCUUCACAUACAGGGACUGGACAGUACAGAUCAACGUGGACUCUGUGAAGAAGCCCUGCUGAAGGUCAGGGGAGUAAUUAGCUUUACUUUUCAAAUGGCUCUGAAAAGGUGCACUGUGCGGAUUCGAGCGGAUUUGCCAACUGAGAGUUUGGCCUCUGCUAUUGCGGCUACCAGAGUGCUAAAGGCACAGCAAGUGGUGAAAAAUGAAGAUGGGGAGGAGGUAUUGAUUCCACUCAGCAUCUCAGAGGGCACCAUUCAGGAAAACUCCAGUCUGCCAGAUUACCUCCCUGAGGAUGAAAGUCCAGAGAGAGAAAUGGACAAGGCCGUAUCAAGGACUGCAGCCAAAGAGGACUCCAAUGGGAGCUGGCUGAAUGCUGCUGCAAGUUUUCUCACCAAGACAUUUUAUUGGUGA